GCAUCUACACCCGUUAGACCGCGAACUCGAUUCGCUCGUAGAGGGGCAGCAUAAAAAUGGAAAUUCCCGACUGUUGCCUAUUCACACAGUCUCGUGAAUGCCCGCGUCUCGUUGGUUGAGCCUGUACGUACACUCUCACGAGCAUCUUCCUCCGCUGCGUCCCGGACGACGCUAUAUGUAUUACCAACCUCCGCCAUGGUUGACCAUAGACCGGCUCACAAGUGGCCGAGACAUUCGCCUCUCGACCGCGACCAUGAGAGCACUCAACUCGCGACGCCUACAGCCAACAAGGACCUUCCAUCUCUUCCCUCGAUCUUUCCUCUGUCUGCUGUUUCUCCUGUUCGUUCUCCGCGUUGGCCAACCACGCAGUGUAUCGCACGAUGAACAGAACCAGGUUCAACCAGUUGCCAAACUUUCGCCGGGCGCGAAGAAAGACGACUUUGGUGAAAUAAAUUCGAUGGAGAUCGCCGAGCUCAAGCCCGAAGAAUCGACGGAGGACAUUGGAGAAAUUUGUGGAUCGCUGAACGUAAACUGUGGUGAUGAGGAACACGAUCUCGUAGUGUUCGAAGCAGAGUCGAGGAAGAAAAGGGAGAAUCGGAAGACGAAGAAGGUGGUGGACGUGGUUGGAGCGAGUGACGAGGGUAGCAGCGAGGUGUUAAAACAGGAAGACGAGGAAGCUGGUGUGGUGAAAAAGCGUAGAAGAAACGACGUUGCUUUGGUCGGUAAAUCCGAGGUUCGAGAAAGCGAAGGGAUUCCAGUUGGACAGAUCGGAGAAGCUACGGACGAGGGAAUCAGGAGAUUCGAUUCGCAAGUGGAUGCCGAUGGUGUUGCACCUGGCCCGUUCGACGCACGCCACAGUAACGAAGAGUACGAAGGCUCUGUAAAAGCGAUCGAGCCUAAAGAAUCGGAGAUAUCCAAUGCCGAGGAGAGUCGCAUCCAGGAUGAUGAAAAAUCGAAACAAGCGCUUCCCGAUUACUUUCGAAAAUCGGGAAAGCUCGAAGACGACGAUAGCGAAAACGAAAACGAAAAGGAAUACUCGGACAAGAGUGCAGACUCCGAAGAAAGGAAAGAGUUUUUCGCGAAUAGAGAAUACAGAUCAUUCGUCGAGCCUCGGGGUAAAUCGAAACGUAAGAGUUCCACCGUUUACUUGAACGCGGAAGAGAAGAAGAUAUCCGAUGGGGAACAGCAAUCGAUCGUCGAUGGACAGAUAAAGAAGUUAAUAUCGAUUCGCGACGACGCGCUGGACGCUCAGAAGACCGACAAGAUAGACGAGACCAAAGUCUUAAAUUCUAAACGGCAGGUUGAGACGGACGAGUGGCUUGCCUUUAACGAGGAGAAGGUUCGGAGCGCGAACAAGGGUAACAAGCAAAAAUCGGGCAGAGUGGAGGAUCUUCAUCGAGUCAGGCUUCUCACCCCGGACGUCGCGGUGUACAACAUCCUGCAAGACGCCCUGGAAUCGUAUCCCAACGACGAAACGCUGGUCUCUUACAUCGAUCCGAAAAACGAUACUCUGAAGGAAUUGCUCACUUUCGAUCAGUUGACUAUUCUCCAGAUGGCCGAGAAAUUUUUACCUCAAGCCUUACGCCGAGAAUAUUCCGACAAGAUGUUUUCGUGCGUCAGGAGAUUCGAAUAUUUUAGUUGCGUCAAGUACUUUGCGUGGCCUUUGGUCAAACAAUACUUCCCAGCGUUGCCCGCUUUUCCAGAUUACCAAUGUUGGUAUCCGAUCGCCGAUCUGUCCCCCCAGUAUCCGAUUUUCCCCUUCCCCAGCUUCUCGGAAGAGAUCGGCGAGCUGCCAGAAGUGGUGGACGCCGAUGGUACCAGAACGAGGAAGCCUAGACCGGAGGCGCUCAUCAUCCAGGUUCUUCAAAAUACGCUAAAGGAACAGCCACGAAUAUCCACUUCGCCGUCUUUUCUGGAUCAAUCGAUGGAUACGUAUAUAACUCUGAUACCCGAGGAUCAAUUAUUAACCAUCAACAUGGCCGAGCAAUUGAUCCCAAUCUCUUAUCGGCCAGAAUUUGUCCAGAAGACUGUCAGAUGCAUGAAGGAGUACAACUAUCUCUCUUGUUUCAAAUACUCAGCCUGGCCAACGGUCAAACGUUUCAUUCCUACUCUUCCGGACAUUUUCAGCCUCAUGCCGGAGUUUCAGGGUGCAGGACUGUCGUCGGACGUUGGUAGCUACGUUCCACAACUCUCCGCCUAUUCCAAUCUCAACUUCUACGUGCCUGUCGGAGCAACUACCGUUCCAAAGGAUACCGAGGCGCCGGCUUAUUCGUCGCUAAAGAAUCGAGGAACUUUGUUACGAUCUUCCGACCAGUUGGAGACCAAGAUCUUGGAGAUCCUACAGAAGGUCUAUCUUACGAAAUCCUACGAGCAAGCCAGAGAGAUACCGUCGUUUAUUUUAACGGGAAACGCCGUGAGAUUCGUUACGUUUACCAAGAGGCAAAUUGAAAUUUUACACCUGACGGAAUCUCUCCUUCCGCCAUCUGCUCGCGCGACUUUUAUCACCGAGUUUCUUUCCUAUCUUCAGAAGAGCAACGAUUUCAUCGACGCCGCCAGAUACAUAAUAUGGCCGACGAUCGCAAAGUACCAGCCGACUUUAUCCGAAUUCCCACGAUCCGAGGUUCCCGAUCACGCAAAGGAGCCAGUUGAUCCGCAAGGAUCUUCGGAGAUCGAGGAAAGCUCGAUAAAUCCUGGGCUUCUGAUACAAGAACGGGUCGUGUCGAACGUGGAAAAAGAAAAGGCGGCGGGUAUCUUCUUCAGAGACAAGGAAUCGCGAAACAGAGUACCUAACGUACCGGUAAUCAGCGUAUCGGGCACUAGAUUUGUCCCAAUAUUCUCCGAGCUUCCAGAGUCUGUGAUUUAUAACAUUCUUCGAUCGGUUCAACUGCAAUCCAUCAAAUCUACUUCGGCAACUUCCAGUUUCACGACCAAAAACCAGGAAUUCCUCGACUUGCUUACCGUGCAACAGGCGAAUAUCAUUGGUAUCGUGGAUACUCUGCUUCCGGACAGUGUUCGACCCGAUUUUGUCAACUCGAUGCUUUCGUGCUUACGCACCGAAAACUUUCUCAUAUGCACCAGGGACGUGGUUUGGCCAACGUUGUCGCUCUAUUUUCCCUGGUUGCCUAAUUUCCCGGAUUUUGGAAUCGUAAGCAGCGUACGACCCAGUGGUUCGCCCAGUGUCGUCUCUAAUUCCACGCUAACGGAAUCUAGCUCUAGUUCCGAUACCCCGGCUCUUUCAGAGACCGACGUGAAGACAGGACAGCACGGGGACACCACGGUGACCAUAACCGACACCAGAUUCUUUCCAAUUUACAACGAAUUGCCAGAGACUAUCAUAUCCAACAUCCUGAAAGCUGUUCAAUUUUCUAUUCCUAAUUUACCUGGUUCCCCAGCUCCGUUAAGAACGCAAGAGUUUUCGCCGCAUCUGUCCGACCAUCAGAUCAAUAUUAUAAAUAUCGCGGAGAAUUUGUUGCCGAUUCCAACGAGGCUCGAAUAUAUCGAGAAUAUGAAGCCAUGCAUCGAGGAACGAAACUUCUUGCAAUGCAGCAGAGACGUUACUUGGCCAACGAUCGCCAAGUUUUAUCCAUGGCUACCUAGCUUCCCGAAUUUCGGUACUCUUCAGAAUCUGCCUGACGAGUCGAGUUCUCAAGCUGGUUUGAUCAAAGAGGCAGAACUUUUAGAGCAAGCCGAGGGAAAAAUAGAGAAUAUCUUAUCCGACAUUUUGGGCAAGAGUCCGGAAUUGGAGCGAUCGUAUUUAAAUCUAACCGAUUCUGUUAGCUCCAGUUUGAACAACAGACAGAUAAAUAUCAUCAGAUUGGUGGAAAGAGCAAUACCAGACGCGGCUAGACAAUCUUACGUCACGCGAAUGCAAAAUUGCAUAACGGGUUACAAUUUUCUAGCUUGCACGAAUAACAUAAUCUGGCCAAUUCUCAAACAAUACAGUUUCUCGUUGCCCGACUUUUCCAGCAUCAGCGAUUUGUUUUCUCAGUUCCCCGGCAUCGUACAGAUUCCUCCUGACCUGCCAGACUUUGGAUCCAUCGCCAGUAACAUUCCAAGUAUUUCUCAACUACCAGGGAUUUUACAGAUCCCCGGAAUUUCCCAGCUGUCAACCGGGUUUCCCACGUUGUCGACGCAGCCUGGCGAACUCGCGGCACGAAGACUCGCAAAAUUCGCAGAGCGAUACGCGCGCAGAAGCCCAGGAGGGCAACUCGAAAGGAGACCCAACGAUCACGCCGUCAACAAUGACGGAGCCGUCCCAGGAUACGCAAACCAACCGCCAGGCAUCCUCAUAGACAUCUCCAACGAGAAAGUCGACUUGUCCGAUACUGAUAGAGAAGCAGCAACUAUCGAUUCAAAAUCGUCGGAAGAAGUUAAAAGUAGACAACGUAGGAGCACCAUAGACGUCCUCGGCUCUUAUUACGAUAACGAAGAAGCGGACACAGCGGAUAGCUUGGCGUCUUCGAAAUCGUCGACCCUGGCGUUGCCAAACAUCACGGAAUCCGAGUACCUUCGUCUAUUGAUCAAAAUGAAGGAGAAUCUGAGAUUUUCCAACGCGAAUCCCUCUAAAUCGGAACAGUAUCUCGCCGACAAGUUGAACUCCACGAUGAGAAAUUCUUUGACCGCCGACCAGUACGAGAUCUUAAAGAUUAUCCAAGACUUGGAAGAUCGACCAUCGAGCAAAGGACUUACGCAGCAGGUUAUACAGUGUCUUCUGAGUCUCAGUUUCAUACGAUGCUUGGGUAUCUUCGUUUGGCCGCUUGUCGUCAGUAAUCUGCCUUCUCUUCCCGGUCUUCCGUCUCUACCAAGUUUCGGUAUCUUGGGGCGUAACUUGGACACGGACAGCCAGGUGCGCAAUUUCUUCGGCAUGUCGACGACCGACUUCGAGCAGAAGCUGCUGGAAAGGAAGGAAUCGAUCGAGAGCUUCUUACUCGACUGGUACAGAAAGCUGGCGGAGGACAAGUUUCAAACGGAUGUAGGAUAUCUCAAGAUCAAGGGCUAUGGGAAUAACCAGCUGGGAAUUAGCUUCUCCGGAUUCAGAGAAGGUAGAGGAGCGAAACUCAAGGAUAACAAGAAUCUUCCUAGUAUAUUGACGAUCAUAAGCGACAUAAUGGAGGAAGUUUUGGACCAACGACCCGAAGGUGACAGAGCGAAGAAGGAUAAGGAGAAGAGGGAAAGAAGCAUAAAAGGUUCGAGAGAAACUGAUAUUCAGUUCUUGAAGAACAGCGAGGAGAUCGUUGAUAUUAAGAGGUCGAUAGACGACGAUGAGAUUAUCACGCUGUUUCUCGACAGGAUCAGACCGAACGAUUCAGAGGUAGAGAACGACGAUACCAAGUAUACUUCUGAUGACGCGUACGAUGCUUUCGGAGUUCUCUUUGGGACGAAAUUGCACGACAAACUUGCCGGCGAAAUAGAAUCCCUCGAUGCCGAGCUUAGAAUGGAAAAAGCAGAGAACGGUCCGAUAGAGCCGAUAAGGGAAGUGGACAUCGUGUCUUUAGAGUCUGAAAAAGAUUCUGACGAGUUGAAGGUUCUACCGACGAAGAGCCAAGUGGCGUACGAUUUCGAGAAGGAGUUGUCGCGGGACCAAGAAGAAAGACAAAGAAGGAAACGAGCCAAGAACUUUUUCAAAUCUUUUUUGGAGAAAUAUUCGGACAGACGGUCCAAGGACCACUCGAACGCGGAAAGUUUCGAUAACGUCGGGGAUAAUAAAAUCAUGGAAGAAUAUGAGAAAGACGCGAAAUCCACUUUGGUCGUUCAACUGCCACGUUUACACGAGGAAGUGGUGUCGAGAAAGGUGACCAAUUCGAUGAUUCACAUGGGCAAAGCUUUCAAGACGAAGAUGACGCAGAUGAUGCCAGGAUUCGGACUGGUCCUGUCGUUUUUGCUUCAAAUGGCACUGGCUCACGCGCGUGCAACCGCGUCAAUGGCUGGAAUGAUCAGCAAUAUGGCUCUCGGAACGGCUAUGUUCGGAAUGAUUCGAGAUUCUUUCUUUGGAUCGAGCGGUCAUCCAAAAAUUAAGUACGUUUACGACAACGAUAAGAACGGACCAGGAAUCUCUUGGCCUACUCAAUACGAAUCCGGUUCUCGUUAUUACGGAUAGCCAUCGUUAUAGAUAACUAAUUAUUACGUUAUUGGAAUAUUAUAUCGGAUAGUGGAGCGAUGAAAUUUCACGCGAUAUUCGUUAGAUCUCUGACACGCGUAGCGAUUUUGAUAAAUGUAGCGAUAGGAGUAAACGAUGUUGGAGGAUUCCGGAUUUCAUGGGAACAGGAGUCGAAUUAUCUGGAGUCGGGGUGCAUAGGCUAGCCUACGAGCCAGUUUUAAAUAAGUAAGAGGGUUCUACGGUUACUGAUUACGAUUACGCUAUGGUAGAAUUGUAGUUGACGCACGGCACUUGAUCUACUAAGAGUUAAGACGUAUCGACUUGGUUGGUCGAGGGUUCGUCGUUCGUUUACCUUAAAGGCUGAAUAACAAUGAACUAUUGGGCUAGCUUUAAUUUUCUUCCGUAACGCGGUUGACGACGAUCCGAUCGUCGGCGCUCUUACUCAGUCUUCCCACGAAAUAAAUACAUAUCUACAUAGACAUUUUAACAGCACGGACUGCAGAGACUCGAUCUUAGUUAGGAACAAAUGUAGCUCACAAUCGAUACGUUUCGACGAGUUUAUUUUAAAUAAAAUUCGUAUCAGCUCUUGUUCGUUCGUGGAGGGUUUAAUGGUGAAGGGUAACACAAUAUCUUGAUUGCGCUGUUCUCUUAUCGAUCUGCGUAUAAUCGAAUUGCGCUCAAUAACUAAGGACAACACGUAGGUGGUAUACGUAUAUUGUAAAGGCCUUAGCUGCUAAGACUGCCAGCGAUUCUCGCUAGUUUCUCGCAAUAUCUACCUUUACGAAGAAUAAAAAAACGCUUGAGAAUCCACCCAUCCUGGUUUCCUUCCUACGAGCACCUCUGACUUAGCUACCGCUUUUUAUCGAUCCUUCUGUU
This is a messenger RNA of Bombus terrestris (buff-tailed bumblebee), 6973 nucleotides long. RefSeq lists its product as uncharacterized. The record is from RefSeq and is a predicted model, not a curated record. NCBI's taxonomy places the organism in Eukaryota, Metazoa, Arthropoda, Insecta, Hymenoptera, Apidae.